Messenger RNA from Topomyia yanbarensis, 4414 nucleotides. It is a transcript of the gene Vinc, whose product is annotated as vinculin. Lineage: Eukaryota; Metazoa; Arthropoda; Insecta; Diptera; Culicidae. Gene Ontology annotation, biological process: cell adhesion. Bases 380 to 3262 code for a protein of 960 amino acids. Gene Ontology annotation, cellular component: actin cytoskeleton. The transcript has 5 exons. Gene Ontology annotation, molecular function: actin filament binding; structural molecule activity. The record is from RefSeq and is a predicted model, not a curated record.
UCAGUUCAGUUUGUAUCGUUCGUUUGUAGUGAUUGGUUGUGCCAGAAACAUUGCGGUGCUCGUCCGUGUGGGUCCGUUUCGCGUUUGUUCUCCGUUGUGUUGUGCUAGUGUUUGUUCAUUGAAGAAAAAAAAUAGGAAAGAAAAUCCUGAUCAGUGGAAGAGCAGCAUUUUCUUUUUGUGUUUCUCAGUUGCUGAUUUCAUUUGCGCCCCCAAUCGCACCGAUAAAAGUCCAUAAAAGAUCAUCGAAACGUCACCGACCUGUGAAACUCCGGAAUCAGAAUUGCUCCGCCAAAGCAAGGCAGCAGCAGCAGAAGCGGCAAAGACGGCGACAGCUACGAAAUAACCUGAACCAGUAGUACAAAAACCACAAACAUUCAAAAUGCCAGUGUUUCACACGAAAACGAUCGAGAACAUCUUGGAGCCGGUUGCACAACAGGUCUCUCGCCUGGUAAUACUGCACGAGGAAGCCGAAGAUGGCAAUGCGAUGCCCGAUCUCAGCCGGCCAGUGCAGGCCGUCUCGCUGGCCGUAACCAAUCUGGUCAAGGUGGGCCGGGAAACGAUUCACAAUUCGGAUGACGACAUACUGAAGCAGGACAUGCCCGCCUCGUUGGCCCGGGUCGAGAACGCCGCCGAACUGUUGGAGCAAGCGUCCGCAAUGCUGAGGGGUGAUCCAUUUUCCGGUCCGGCCCGGAAAAAGUUGAUCGAAGGCUCCCGAGGUAUUCUGCAGGGUACUUCGUCGCUGCUGUUGUGCUUUGAUGAAUCGGAGGUGCGAAAGAUUAUCCGGGAGUGUAAGCGAGUGCUGGAUUAUCUGGCCGUUUCGGAGGUUAUUGAUACGAUGGAGGAUCUGGUGCAGUUUUUGAAGGAUUUGAGUCCGUGUUUGAGUAAGGUGUCGAGAGAGGUGGGCGCUCGAGAGAAGGAAUUGACGCAUCAGGUUCACAGUGAGAUUUUGGUGCGGUGUUUGGAGCAAGUGAAAAUUUUAGCUCCGAUACUGAUUUGCAGCAUGAAGGUGUUCAUUUUGAUUGCCGAGCAGAGUGGAAAGGGUUCGGAUGAAGCGGCGGAGAACCGAAAUUAUUUAGCAUCACGGAUGAGUGAGGAGAUUCAGGAAAUUAUAAGAGUUCUGCAGCUGACGACCUAUGAUGAGGAUCAAAGCGAGUUGGAUAAUCUGACGGUUUUGAAGAAGAUUCACAAUGCGAUCAAUAAUAAGAUGGAAGCGGCUAAUGAUUGGUUAAGGAAUCCCUAUGCUUUGCGGGGUGGAGUCGGAGAAAAGGCUUUGCGACAGAUCGUUGAUAAUGGCCUGAAAGUAGCUGAUCGUUGUCUGCCUCAGGAUUCUCAUAUUAUUCGAAAACUAGCCGGUGACAUUACUGCAAUGACGAAUACUUUGUGCGAUUUGAGACAGGAUGGAAAAGGAACUACGCCGCAAGCGGAUUCAAUUGCUCGUGAUAUCCGGGAUAAGCUGGGUAAUAUGGAACAAUCCGUGUUGAAUGCGAUUAUGGGUGUGGAUAAAGCUGGACUUCAGCAGACCGCCCACACCGUUCAGGGACGAUUGGAGCAAGCUUGCCGUUGGUUGCAAAAUCCGAGCCAGGAUGAUCGAGGACUUGGUCAGCGUGCCGUUGCGCUGAUUGUCGAUGAAGGUCGUAAAGUGGCGGAAGGACUUAGUGGCCAUCAGAAGGCAGAAGUUAUGCAGCUGUGUGAUGAAGUUGAACAACUUUCGCAUGAUUUCUCGCAGCUCUGCUCAAACGGACUUGGUCAUACUGCCCAGGCUCAGGAUGUUGCUCGUCGAUUGAACGAAAAGCUGCACGGAUUGAAGAAGCAAAUCCAGGACGCCGUUGUUAAUCGAGUCGUGGAGGAUUUCAUUGAUAUAUCUUCGCCGCUGAAACAAUUCAUGGAAGCAGUUGCGUUGCCGGAAGGUACUCCCGGAAGGGAUCAGAACUUCAACCAGAAGUCCAACAAAUUGCAAACCUUCAGCGACCGUGCUUCGAAAACAAGCCGAAUGGUUGCUGCUGGCGGAUCCGGCGGUAACAAAAAACUAGCGGAAGUUCUCCUCUCAUCUGCAUCUCAGAUCGACAGCUUGACACCUCAACUGAUUUCCGCCGGUCGUAUCCGGAUGAACUAUCCAACCAGCAAAGCUGCUGAAGAGCAUCUCAAUAACCUUAAGCAACAGUACGCGGAUACAAUUCUCCGAAUGCGAAAUCUUUGCGAUCAGGCCACUGAUCCUUCCGAUUUCAUCGAAGCUUCCGAGAAGCAAAUGCAGAAGCACUCGAUUCUCUGCGACGAUGCAAUUCGAAUGCGGCAACCGCAGAAAAUGGUUGACAAUACUUCCAGCGAGGCUCGACUGGCCAAUCGAGUUCUGCUGGUUGCCAAACAGGAAGCGGACAACUCCGAAGAUCCGGAGUUUAUUGCAAAAGUCAAUGACGCAUCCGAUCGGCUGCAGCGGUCCAUCUCACCGAUGGUGCAGGAAGCGAAACAUGUUUCAACGAACAUUGCGGAUCCGAUUCAUGCUGCUAAUUGGCGGGAUGCCAAUAAGCAGUUACUUCAAAACGUGCGUAAUAUUCGCAGUGCCAUCAAUAACCUCCCAGAGGUUCCCGAGAUGCCGGACAUAUCGGCUCUUCACUUGAACCAGCAGCAUCAGGAAGCUACUCCGCCUCGUCCACCACUACCGAGGGAAAACAUUCCUCCGGUGCGUCCACCUCCACCGGAGACCGAUGAUGAGGAUGAACUGUUCCAGGGAAUGCCAAACGCAAACCAACCGAUCCUGAUGGCUGCCCACGGCCUGCACCAGGAGGUACGCCAAUGGUCCUCGAAGGACAAUGAAAUUAUUGCCGCGGCAAAGCGGAUGGCCGUCCUCAUGGCACGCCUUUCGGAGCUGGUCCGGGCAGACUCGAAGGGUAGCAAGCGGGAGUUGAUUGCCACGGCGAAGAAGAUUGCCGAAGCGUCCGAGGACGUGACUCGAUUGGCAAAGAUACUGGCUCGCCAGUGCACGGACAAACGCAUCCGAACUAAUCUGCUGCAGGUGUGCGAACGGAUACCGACUAUUGGAACGCAGCUGAAAAUUCUGUCCACCGUCAAGGCUACUAUGCUGGGAGCGCAGGGAUCCGAUGAGGAUCGGGAGGCGACUGAUAUGUUGGUCGGAAAUGCGCAGAAUCUGAUGCAGAGCGUUAAGGAAACGGUCCGUGCGGCCGAAGGUGCCAGCAUCAAGAUUCGCUCGGAUCAGACCAAUCACCGCCUACGCUGGGUGCGCCGGCAGCCAUGGUAUCAGUACUAAAACAGAAAAAAAACCGUCGCCAUUCACAACGCAGCACAAUCUUCUUCGUCUCGUUUCCUGUACGAAAUGUGACCCAGAGCUGGGACUAAUACUUACAAAUCGAUUUGUAAUCUUAGGUGCAGCAACGUCGCCCACACAUAACAAACACAACGAUUGGGACAUCAUACUCCUCCUUUUCUACGUAAAAGUAGUCGUAGUUUAUAAGAACAUUAUGACAGCGAUGUUUUAUUUUGUAUUUAUUAACUAUUAACAUUGUCGUUCAAACAAAUUUUAUAUCUUUGCAAACCGAUAAGUUUACUGCUUUUAAAAAAAUCGCGUAUGUAAACGUAUGAAACAAAAAAAACGCAAGAAUGAUAUUUGCCGAAUAGUGUCUCUUAGUCAGGAAACAAGGAAUUCUAUCUUGAAAAAAAAAACGGAAAGUAUUUAGAAAACACAAACGAAAAAGUUAAUUAGGAAAACGUUGCCAAAAAUCUAAUACAAAAGUGUUAGUAAGCAAAGCUAUUCACUUUUUUGUUGAAUUAUGGAGAAAUUUUACAGCAUCCGCUGGUAGAAAGUGUCGUAGCAGAAGAGAAUAGUCUAUUUUUAUUGAUGUUUUUAAAAGCUACUUUUAUAAUAUAAAUAACUGUGACGUGAUUGACGGUAACAGUGCUAAUAUAACUGAUUGAACAGUGUUACGAGAAGUUUACAUUAAUCUUUAGCGUAGUGUUUCCAAGAGAAAGUUGAUAGACAAAUCUACUACAAUCAGAAGCCGACCACACAGUGCAUUCACUUAUUCUGUUGUAGGUGCAAUAAUAUCUAAACAUAACUCACACACGAAAGUGCAUUGUAGAAGAAAGUAACCAAGUAUUCCUAGCAGCGAUGAUUCUGUUCUCGAACAGGAUCUUAAUUUGAAAGAAACAUUUUUUUAGUGAAAACUAGUAUCUAAUAACCAUUUUUACAGGUUUCGCCUUCGAUUGGCAAUUUGACAGUCCAACAAUUUUGCACUUACCAUCAACUUAGAGCAGCUAAAUAGUAACAAACUUUACUUAUAUUUGUUUACACAACUUUCUAAACGAAUCAGAUACAUAACAAACAACCGACUUAGAAUGUGUUGUAAUAACAAGUGCCUAUUUAUAUUCGUUGUGAACAGUUUUUCUUGUUCGAAUAUUAUAA